AUGCAGGCAGCGAUUGAGAUUUCCGACGACGACGACGACGCAUCUUCCUCUGCAAGCUCGGAGAAUGCAACGCAGCAGACGACACAGCAGACGACGCAGCCUUCAUCGCAAUCCCAGGCACGGUCACAGCCUUCAUCGCAGCAGUCCCAGUUUGGCUCUGUCAUGCUCGACCGCAGAGCCAUGGAACAGGAGCGAUUGAACCGAUUAGCAAAGCGCCAACGACCUGCUACCGACGACGACGACGACGUGGUGGAGGUGCCUCCCCCGAAGAAACAAGCUACUAGAGCUCCCGCCGGCAGUACCAAAACAGCUGGAGCAUCAGCAUCAGCAUCAUCAUCUACAGCCUCAACAAGCAGACCUGGACAAAGCAGCAGCAACGUACCAUACCCAAAUCCCACCGUCAAGCGAACCUGGGUCCGCGGCACUGCGCGACGGGGCGACGAAAUCACCAUCGAAGAGGUAUUCCAAAAGGACAAGCUCGAGCUCGCCGUGCUUUCAUCUUUCCAAUGGGACGAGGAGUGGAUGCUGUCCAAGCUGGAUUACAGGAGGACCAAGAUUCUGCUGCUGGCGUUUGCUAGGGAUGGAGCUCAGGUACUGGAAUUCAUCCACAAAACCCUCAUGCAAGGCAACGUCCCCGCCAACAUCAAGUUCUGCUUCCCUCCCAUGCACGGCGUCGGCGCCAUGCACUCCAAGCUACAGCUGCUCAAGUAUCCGAGCCAUCUCCGCGUCGUCAUCCCAACGGGCAACCUUAUGCCCUACGACUGGGGAGAGACUGGGGUCAUGGAGAAUAUGGUAUUUCUAAUCGAUCUCCCAAGGCUGGACCAUCCCGUCUCUACCCAUGCCAGCGCCGCCCGUAGCCAUGCGCCGACCAGGUUCUACACGGAACUAGUCUAUUUCUUGCAGGCAACGGGCGUAGGCGAGAAAAUGGUGGCCAGUCUCGCAAACUACGAUUUCUCCAGGACGGCGGAUCUCGCCUUUGUUCACACAAUACCCGGAAGCCACUCGGCAAAGAACGCAGAGCGCAUAGCUAGCGUAGCUGACCUCGGCCUAGCUUCUGUUGACCCUGUCGAUGUCGACCUCGUGUGCGCGUCGCUGGGAGCGUUGAACCAGCAGAUGGUACGGGCCAUCUACAACGCCUGUCGAGGUGAUGACGGCACCGACGAAUACCACAAACCGGCCAGCACUAGCUCCAGGUCGUCUGCCAAAAAGCCGACUACGACGACGACGACGGCGACGGUGACAUCUCAGGAGCAGCUCCUGCGAGAACGAUUCCGCAUCUACUUCCCUACCGACCGUACAGUGUCGCAAAGCAGAGGCGGGCGCAAUGCGGGAGGCACGAUAUGCGUGCAGACCAAGUGGUGGCGGGCACCCAACUUCCCCAGAGAGCUCGUGCGAGAUGUGAUAUCCCGUGACCGAGUGCUCAUGCACAGCAAGAUGAUAUUCGUGCGUCGCCGGCCCGGAGAUAGUGGCCAGGCGCAAGCGGUACGGCAGUCUCCAGGCUGGGCUUAUGUAGGCAGUGCCAAUCUUUCAGAGAGCGCCUGGGGCCGCAUGUCCAAAGACAAGUCCACCGGAGGCUUCAAACUCGUCUGUCGCAACUGGGAGUGCGGAGUGAUCAUCCCGGUACCUGAGUCACAGCCAGUUGACAAGACAACUCUGCCCACUAGCGCCGACGACGACAUGUCCAUGUUUGCGGGGACGGUUCCUGUGCCUAUGCAAGUUCCCGGGCCUGUGUACAGGUCAAGUGACCAGCCCUGGCUUUAUAUGGGAGCUUGAGGGUUGUAUUUUGAGCGAUUUGAAAGAAGGGGGGGCCCAUGUACACUUUACAUGCAGCAUUUGCUGUCAACGCACCGAAAAGAGGGAAAAAAGAUUGAAGAUUACCAGGGGGGGCUAUUACACGAGAUGUUAGUUUUUGUUAACUUGAUACUUAGAUGGGCAAAAAAGCGAGAGAGAGAGAGAGAGAUCCCUGGACCGAAAGAAAAACCACAUGUCGUCAAGGACAAGGAACCGCACAACAUGGUUGCUUGCAGAUAGCGUGCGGCCUGCAUGAGUGGGGUUUUUUAGAGUAAAAGCAAAAAGAGCAAACAAAACC
Molecule: messenger RNA, 2089 nt
Organism: Trichoderma atroviride IMI 206040
Lineage: Eukaryota; Fungi; Ascomycota; Sordariomycetes; Hypocreales; Hypocreaceae
Source: RefSeq, a predicted model, not a curated record